AUGAACGACCACCGGGGCCAAGGUCACCGUGAAGUCCCCCGGGCUUUUGAAGAUCGAGUUCACUUCCCUCCGCAGGGUUUUUAUCCUCCGCAGGUGGUCCUCCCUCCGCAGGGUUUUUAUCCUCCGCAGGUGGUCCUCCCUCCGCAGGGUUUUUAUCCUCCGCAGGUGGUUCUCCCUCCGCAGGGUUUUUAUCCUCCGCAGGGGGUCCUCCCUCCGCAGGGUUUUUAUCCUCCGCAGGUGGUUCUCCCUCCACAGGGUUUCCAUUGGCAGGUGGUCUUUCUACCUCAGGAUUUCUACCUCCCACAGGUGGACUUCUAUCCUCCGCAGGUGGACGUCUUUCCUCCUCAGGUGGACGUCUUUCCUCCUCAGGUGGACGUCUUUCCUCCGCAGGUGGACGUCUUUCCUCCGCAGGUGGACGUCUUUCCUCCUCAGGUGGACGUCUUUCCUCCGCAGGUGGACGUCUUUCCUCCGCAGGUGGACGUCUUUCCUCCGCAGGUGGACGUCUUUCCUCCGCAGGUGGACGCUUUUCCUCCGCAGGUGACGUCUUUCCUCCGCAGGUGGACGUCUUUCCUCCGCAGGUGGACUUUUCCUCCGCAGGUGGACGUCUUUCCUCCUCAGGUGGACGUCUUUCCUCCGCAGGUGGACGUCUUUCCUCCUCAGGUGGACGUCUUUCCUCCGCAGGUGGACGUCUUUCCUCCGCAGGUGGACGUCUUUCCUCCUCAGGUGGACGUCUUUCCUCCUCAGGUGGACGUCUUUCCUCCGCAGGUGGACGUCUUUCCUCCGCAGGUGGACGUCUUUCCUCCGCAGGUGGACGUCUUUCCUCCGCAGGUGGACCUUGUGGAUGUCCACUCUCCCUCUUCUCCUGUAUCUUCUUCCCCUCUAGAUUCUCCCUACUUUCUUUGUCCUUCCUCUCCUGAUGUGGAUCCCUCGUCUCCCUCUGCCUCUUGCUCUUCUGUUUUUUCUUCCACAGAUUUCCAGAGCCCUGAGGAGUUCCUGGACUUCUUUGUCCAUACUCUCGAUUCAGCUCCUGCCUCCCCCACUACUUCUCCUCAGGUUCCUCCUAGCUAUGGAGCAGCUGCCCCUUCCCCACCUGUUUCUGCCCCUCCUUCUCCUCGUCUCUCCUCCCCCUCACGCCCUUUCUCUCCCACUUCUUCCUCGGCCCCUUUCUUGUCUUCUUUUUCUUCCCCAGAUUUCCAGAGCCUUGAAGAGUUCCUGGACUUUUCUCUGCAGACUCUGGAUCCAGCUCCUGCCUCCCCCACUAAUGCUCCUCUUCUUUUCCCUCCCAUCUUUGGUGCAGCCGUCCCCUCUCCUCCUGGCACUGCUCCUCCGUCUCCCCUCCUUGCUUCCCCCUCACGCUCUUUCUCUCCCUCUCCAGAUGCGGAGGCGUUUGUUUUAGGUCCAGAGCUUCCUAAUCUCCCUUCAGUUCCUGUACCAGGUUUCUCUGAUCCAGGUGACUCAGUUCCUAACACUGCUUCUCCCUCUUGUUCCCGUAAACGUAGCAGGGACGAGUGCACUGCUGAGACCAGCUCCAAGAGGCGGCGCUGCUCCUCUCCUGCCUCUUCUCCUCUGGUCUCCCCUGCUCCCUCUUCUUCCUCCCACUCUCCUUCCUCCUAA
Molecule: messenger RNA, 1614 nt
Organism: Knipowitschia caucasica
Lineage: Eukaryota; Metazoa; Chordata; Actinopteri; Gobiiformes; Gobiidae
Source: the annotation of a GenBank genome assembly